This is a messenger RNA of Ixodes scapularis (black-legged tick), 1305 nucleotides long. Its product is annotated as delta(3,5)-Delta(2,4)-dienoyl-CoA isomerase, mitochondrial. Gene Ontology annotation, cellular component: mitochondrion. The transcript is spliced from 9 exons. Bases 209 to 1156 code for a protein of 315 amino acids. Lineage: Eukaryota; Metazoa; Arthropoda; Arachnida; Ixodida; Ixodidae. Gene Ontology annotation, molecular function: delta(3,5)-delta(2,4)-dienoyl-CoA isomerase activity. The record is from RefSeq and is a predicted model, not a curated record.
UUCUUUUUUUUUUUAACUGUUUUUUAGUGUUCAAAGCACGUAUGAAGUUGAACAUUCCGUGAUUCCGUGCUAAAACCACCGACGGAGCUGCGUGAAUAAAGUCAGGGCCAGCUGGCGAACAAACGCAAACAAGCCAUCAUAAGGCGUCUUAUCUGCGUCUAGUGCGUACCUCUCAUUUCGUUUUUUCGACAGAAGACGAAAGGAAAAGAUGAACCUGAGACUUCGUGGAUGUGUUUGCGUCGGUCGGACUCUGCUUUCGACUUUCGGGGAGUCUAGGAGACGAUCCUUGCUGCUGAGCCGUCGAAGCAUGUCGUACAACUUCGAGACGCUUGCUGUUUCGACACCCGCCGACCAUGUCUUUCACGUCGAGAUAAACAGGCCGGAAAAAAUGAACGCCAUGAACGCCGCAUUCUGGGAAGAACUUCCGAAGUGCUUCCAGCAACUUCACAACGACAAGAAGUGCCGGGUCGUCGUCAUCUCGGGUGCUGGCAAGAUGUUUACCGCUGGGCUUGACUUCAAAAGCAUGAUGAACGAAUUUAUGCAACAGAACACUGGAAACGGUGAGGACCCAGACGUGGCGAGAAAGGCGCGCCACUUGUACAAUGUGAUCACCACCUUCCAGGGAACCUUCACUUCAAUGGAGAAGUGCAGCAAGCCUGUGAUAGCAGCCGUUCACAACGGCUGCAUCGGCGGUGGUGUUAACCUGAUCACAGCUUGCGACAUGCGCUACUGUACCAGUGAUGCCUACUUCCAAAUCAAGGAGGUUGAGCUGGGCCUGGCGGCAGACGUGGGAGUGCUCCAGCGGCUACCCCGGGUCAUCGGGAACAGGAGCCUAGUGAGCGAGCUCGUCUUCACUGGACGCAGGAUGGAGGCCGCCGAAGCCAGAGAGGCUGGCCUGGUGAGCCGCAUCUUUCCCGACAAGGCUCAGAUGCUGUCGGCGGCGGUGGCGGUGGCCAAGGAGAUUGCUUCCAAGAGCCCUGUGGCCGUGCAGGGGAGCAAGGUCAACCUGGUCUUCUCCAGGGACCACGGCGUUGACGAGGCACUUCAUUUCAUGGCCUGUUGGAAUAUGUCCAUGCUGCAGUCUGAGGACGUUGUGAAAUCUGUUAUGGCGCUCAUGGAGAAGGCAAAGGAGCCACCGAAGUUUGCAAACCUCUAAUUUUUAUCUACGUACAUAUGUAUGAGAGAGUGCUAGACAUCGGGUCACCUGGUCAAUAAGGCUGACACCGGCACAGCACCUUGGUACUAGAUGUUUUUGUACAUGCCUAUGGAUCGUUGAAACAAAAAUAUAUAUUUAAAGAAAAUAGG